AAAUAUUUCUUGAUUGAACAUAUUCAGAGUGAAAGGUUUGUUUUUUUAGUGAGUUACACCUGAAAUCUUAGUUAGUGGUGAUGGUGUUUCAUUGAUUUGUAAUAAAGUUUAUUAAAUGUGAAUUCUAAUCUUGUUCGCUUUGUGAGCUAUAUCAUCAAAAUAUUGCACUGUUCCUUGUUUUCAGGUUUCGUCCUAAGGAAUGGUGUUAGGUAAGGUCUACAAGGUUUGGCAUAAAGUUGAUUCAGUUUACUCGGUUCUAUUGGAGAAAAGGAAUGACAAGAGCCAGGCUCUUCUCUUCGAAGCUGAGGUCAUCUCAACACUGACUGGUAGUGAAGCUGAUUCUGUUAAGCAUUUGUAUACUUCACUAGAUGAUGCCUAUGGAUGUUUGGGUGUGCUUCAAUUACCUUUAGGAGACAGUACUCAUCUGCUGUACCUUGUUCUGGUGAAUGCUUGCGUGUCUGUUGGUAAAAUAGCAAAAUCGGAAAUAUUUCGCAUCACUGAUACGACAUUCAUAUCAUUGCGAAACAAUGCCUCAGAUAAUGAUAAAAUUCAAGAAAUAAGACGAGUGCUGAACUCGGGUACUUUUUAUUUCUCAUGGACAUCACAACCAGAUGAAAAGCCAUUCGAUUUAACAUUAAACCCCCAGCGAAAGUUGAGAACGAAUGAAACCGAUAAUCGCUUCUUUUGGAAUAGAGUUUUCCAUCUACAUUUCAUAAGAUAUGGUGUUGAUACCGAUCUCUGGCUUUUGAAAGCAGUUUGCGGGGGAGUUGCCAUAAGCACUGUUUAUGUUGGACAUGAACAGGCAAGAGCUUGUCUUAUCUCAAGGUUAUCAUCGGAGCGCGCUGGUACUCGUUUCAACGUUCGGGGAGUUGAUGAUGAUGGAAAUGUUGCCAACUUUGUCGAAACAGAACAAUCAAUUUAUCUUGAAUCCAAGGUUUCCUCUUAUAUUCUUCUUCGAGGAUCUGUUCCAUUAUUCUGGGAACAACCUGGUAUUAAUCUGGGCUCACAUAAAAUCAAAAUGUCUCGUGGAAGUGAAAUUUCACAGCCAGCUUAUGAUCGCCACAUUGCCGCUCUUCGUAAGCGGUAUGGAAAACAAUCCUUCAUCAAUCUAAUGGGAAGUAAAGAGGGUGAAACCAUGUUAACAAAAAUGUUUAAGGCUCAUCAUAAAGCUUCUUGUCUAACUAAAGAGAUUCCUUUGAUUAACUUCGAUUAUCAUGCCCAAUGCCCACGAGGUCGUCAAGAUAAUCUACAUAAACAUCUUGCCUUCGAGAUCCGUAAUCAACUAAAAGAAUUUUCUUUCUUCUCAAUCGGAGAUGGUGUUGAAAGGAACAUGCAAACCGGAUGUUUCAGAGUCAACUGUGUUGAUUGUUUAGAUAGAACUAAUAGUGUACAAACUUUCAUUGGUUUAGAGAUUCUUAAAAAGCAGCUCAGUGCUCUCAAUCUGACUGAUAAGACGACUGUAACUUCUCGGUUUGAAGAAACAUUCAAAAAUAUGUGGAUUAUGAAUGGAGAUCAAAUAAGUAGAUUGUACGCUGGAACAGGAGCUCUUGAAGGAAAAUCUAAGAUCAAAGACAGCACUCUCUCUGUUGCUCGUACCAUUCAAAAUAAUCUUCUUGACAGUAGCAAACAAGAAGCAUUUGAUGUUCUGUUACUGGGUAAAUCAUUGAAUCACGAAUCCGCAGAUAAAGCUCGAUCUCUUCUUCCUCAACAUUAUCUACAUCUUCCUAAUAAUAUCCUCAUUGCACUCUGUGAUCGUUAUCUCGAAUUUACAAAGCCCUUAUCAAUCAAAGUUGUUGUUGGUACCUGGAAUGUAAAUGGAGGCAAACAUUUUAACAGUAUCGUCUAUCGUAGAUCUGAUCCACUUUCAGAUUGGCUUCUAGAUUAUAAAGUAAAGAAACAAGUUCACAAUAUUAUGGACCUUUCUCUGGAGGAAUCUCUUGGUGAAUUAUCUGAAGAAAAUGCUCCGCCUGAUAUUUAUGCCAUCGGAUUCGAGGAAAUAGUAGAUCUCAAUGCUAGUAAUAUAGUUGCUGCGAGUACAUCAAAUCAACGUGAAUGGUUGAUUGAAUUACAAAAAACCAUCUCACGCGACACUAAUUACGUUCUUGUUACGAGUGAACAGCUUGUUGGAGUUUGCUUAUUUAUAUUUGUUCGACCUCAUCAUGCUCCUUUUAUCAGAGAUGUUGCUGUAGAUAUUGUUAAAACCGGAUUAGGAGGAGCUGCUGGUAACAAAGGUGGAGUUGGCAUCCGAAUGUUGUUCCAUAAUACCUCGUUAUGUUUCCUUUGUGCUCACUUUGCCGCUGGUCAAUCUCAAGUUCAAGAUCGUAAUGCUGAUUAUGCAGAAAUCACUCGUAAACUUAGUUUUCCUUCUGGUAGAACACUCAAUUCUCAUGAUUUUAUCUUUUGGUGUGGUGAUUUUAAUUAUCGAAUCGAUAUGGACAACGAACGUGUAAAAGAUUGCGUUCGUUUAGGCGAUUGGCCAACUUUAUUAAGCAGUGACCAGUUGAAGGUCCAACAAGCCAAAGGAAAAGUUUUCCGCAAUUAUAUUGAGGGUGAAAUCAAUUUCCCUCCUACUUAUAAAUAUGACAUCGAAUCAGAUGAUUAUGAUACUAGUGAAAAAUGUCGAAUUCCUGCUUAUACUGAUCGUAUACUCUUUAAGAAACGCCAUGCAACCCGAUUAGGGGAAGAUCAUCAGCAUCUGAAUUAUGGUAAAAUAAUCUAUUAUGGUCGGGCUGAGUUGAAAACUAGUGAUCAUCGGCCAGUUAUUGGUGAAUACGGUAUUGAUGUAUUAAGGGUUGAUGAUAAAGCAUUAGAAGAAAUAUUUGCUAGAUUGGUUACUGUCUCGGGUCCGCAAGAUGCUUGUAUUUUAGUUAAACACAAGGCUGGUGCUGUCGCUUUCACUGAUAAUUUAAUUCAAUCAAUACUUAAAUUACUUGGUGAUGAGGGUGGAGAAAUCGUUUUACUUAGGUUAGGAGAGAAACAUUUGACAAUCCAUUUUAGAGAAAGUGUUUCGGCAUUGAAAGUCUCCAAAUCGUCUUCAAUUUCAAUGUUGGAUUCUAAUUUAUGGAUUGAGCUACAAACACCGAAUUGGAUGGAAACUUAUCGUAAAGAAAUGAGUUUGGGAAUGAACAAUGUGGUACCUUUAUGUGAAUCUUCCUCAUUACUACCCGAUCCCGAAGAAGCUUCGACAGUUACUUCAGCUUCGUUGUGCUUGCCAAAUACUCUUUGUAUUGAAGAUGAUUUAUACACUGUAUCUACUCCAUGUCAAACAAGUCCAACUGGAGAUGAUUCCGAUGAAAAACCUCCUCCAAUUCCUGGACGAUCAACACCAACUCAGCCACCAUCGAGACCGCCGCCUCCUUCUAUUGCCAAAGGUCUUGGAGGAUCAAAUAGCAGUAGCACAAGUAGUUUAGUAGGUCCACCAUCAAAGCCACCACCGCCAAUGGCUUCUAGUUCAAAAGCGAAACCAAUUCCAGUUCGACCUGCGCCACCUCCACCGCCUCCAUCUCAACAGCUGCAAUCAUUACAAUUCAUACCAUCUGAAGGAUCUACCAACAACAGAGGAAACUCUCAAUUCCAGCGAGCCAAUUCUCGAAGUUCACUUGAAGGAGGUGAUACAACUUUUAACAUGCCUCCACCUGAUAUUCCUGCUCCAGCUCCACCACCAAUAUCGAGUGAUUACGAUAAUUCUAGAGAGAUUGGAUUUUCUGAUGAUGAUCCGGAUGAGUAUGAUAGAAACGAACCAUCAUUACCGCCGCCUAUUCCACCUCCAAGAGUAGAUUCAUUUGAAAAAGAUGAUAUUCUAGAUGAACCUGUCUCUCCAUGGCAAACAUUACCCCCUGCACCUCCUUUGCCACCUGUAGAGUGUAUUCCAGAUGUACCGCCACUUGUUCCGGAAAGGCCUAAAAACUUACCUAAUCUCGAAUCAAUGAAUGAUUGCUUAAUGAACAAACCACCUCCUAUUCCAGCUCGAACCAAGGUCCCAACAUCUUCCGCUGGUCCGCCAAAGCAUCCACCACCAGUCAUUCCACCAAGAAGAGCACCGUAACAUCUUUUAAAAUAAAUUUUGCCUAAAUAUCUCGCUCUUCCUCAUUCCUUACUUUUUUGUCUCAUGCUUUGUGAAUCUUCUAGGCUAGUCAUUUGCCCAUUUCUGUCAUAAUUACAAUUAAUACAACUAUGAUCAAUUAAACUUAUGUUGUGGAAGAUGGAAAUCAUGAUAAAUGUUGAGUUAUAUUUGCUUGAACGAAAACAUAAAUUGUUAAAUAUAAUUAAAUUUAGUCUCUAACAUAUCUUGUUUUAAUUUUUUUAUUCGCUACUUUGAAUAAAACUGCUCAUCUUAAA
Messenger RNA from Tetranychus urticae (two-spotted spider mite), 4338 nucleotides. It is a transcript of the gene Synj, whose product is annotated as synaptojanin. Gene Ontology annotation, biological process: phosphatidylinositol dephosphorylation; synaptic vesicle endocytosis. NCBI's taxonomy places the organism in Eukaryota, Metazoa, Arthropoda, Arachnida, Trombidiformes, Tetranychidae. Gene Ontology annotation, molecular function: phosphatidylinositol-4,5-bisphosphate 5-phosphatase activity. The record is from RefSeq and is a predicted model, not a curated record.